GAUCUGACAAAAGGCAGAAUUCUCAGGUGAAGGCGAUUGCAAGGAGGUUAGAGAGGAGGGAAGUUGGGAGUGGUUUGAACAUAAAUAUAUUUUUUAAAUUGACAGAUACGAGGACCAAGAGUAUGGAGUGAUGAUUGAAGAGGGUUUGAGAGAUGCUGGAACACAGAGCGAAGUGAUGCCAAGCAGUUAGAUUCUGGGGGUCUGGCAAGGAGAACAUUGGCAGGUUGAAUCUGGAGGAAACCAAGGUACCGGGUAAGCUGGCAUCCACCUCAGAUACAAUGAUGAAAUCAAGUUCAACCGAGAUCACAAACCUAGGCAUGCAGUCAUGCUCCGAGUCCAAAGAUCUGUUGACUAACCAUGGAGGAAGCACCACCUACAGCAGCUCCAGAAGUGUAUCCAUUUGGACCUCAGAGCCACAGAACUCCUGUGAGGUUUAUCAUAAACCUAUCAUUGUCAUGUCAGUAGGAGGAGCAUUUUUUAUUCUGGGUUCCAUAACAAGUGGCCUGUUCUUUGCACAGAUCACCAAGAAAACCUGCAAUAUACUGGGACCAGCAUUUUUGUCUAUCGGGAUUAUGUUUCUCAUUUUUGGAUUGGUCUGGCUCCCUAUUCUCAAGGAAAAGCGACAAAAGAAGCCAGCUUCUCGAUAUCUCAGGAAACAAAAGUCAACAUUUUUUACCUUGUGAGAGAAAAUGGUGCAACAAAGAUUCUUGGACACCUUCACUAUGAUACACAUUUUUGUGGAGUCUACAGUGAUUGAUGGAGAUGAAUAAAACUCACCCUUUACGUGCGUUGAAAUCAGUGAACUUGACUCAAGAGAUGGACUUCCAUUUCUAAGCACAUUUCACAACCUGAGUAUAUCGCAAAGAGCUUGACAACUAAUUGCAUGCUUCUUUUUGAAGUGCAAUCACUAUGAUAGGUCUUAGAAAAUGAAAUCAAAGCACUGUGGCUUUGGAUGUUUUUAUGAGUUUAAUAAUGCCUGAAAUGAGUGGAUCGGUGAAUAUUUAAAAAUUAUUUUUCAUGUCCCACAUUGAUGGAAGUUGAUCCGAAAUUUAACAGUGGCUUUUCAGUGCCAUUCCGUUCUAGUUGUCAAGGAAAUGGAAAGCCAAGAAUUGCUCGAUCAAACAGUCUUAUUUACUCUGCAGUUAACAGUCUCAGGCGUCGCGAAACGAAUUAUGCCGAUGAUGAGUUGUAAA
Molecule: messenger RNA, 1193 nt
Organism: Amblyraja radiata (thorny skate)
Lineage: Eukaryota; Metazoa; Chordata; Chondrichthyes; Rajiformes; Rajidae
Gene: pirt
Product: phosphoinositide interacting regulator of transient receptor potential channels
Exons: 2
Coding region: 279-683 (134 amino acids)
Biological process (GO): positive regulation of cation channel activity
Cellular component (GO): plasma membrane
Molecular function (GO): phosphatidylinositol bisphosphate binding; transmembrane transporter binding
Source: RefSeq, a predicted model, not a curated record